AUGUUCAGCAAUUUGGCCAAUUCGAAUAUUAAUGUUCGAUCCAUCUGGAUACAGGUAACGUCACCCACUAACUGGUAUAUGACCAGCUCACUCAACGUUAACUUCCUCAACAGCAUUCUCCAACGAGCAAAUCAAUAUGAUCUGACGAAUUUGGUAUCUAACCACUACCUAUCACACGAUGGAACCAUCAAUUACCGGCUCGGCCACCAUCAACAACGCCAUGCUAUGGUAUUGGAACACCAACGGCGGCGGUGUGUCGAACGAGUCUCCGGCAAACUUCAACGACUUCCGUUCGUUCGGGGGAUGGUCGUCGCCAUCAGUGAAGCAGUUCGCACAGGCCGAAGAAGUCUGUGGAUUGAUGAUGAACAGGGACAUCUACAGUACAUCGUCAGCAGCGAUGAGCGGUAUGGCUAG
Messenger RNA from Ostertagia ostertagi, 414 nucleotides. Lineage: Eukaryota; Metazoa; Nematoda; Chromadorea; Rhabditida; Trichostrongylidae. The record is from the annotation of a GenBank genome assembly.